Molecule: messenger RNA, 2528 nt
Organism: Dromiciops gliroides (monito del monte)
Lineage: Eukaryota; Metazoa; Chordata; Mammalia; Microbiotheria; Microbiotheriidae
Gene: SNX4
Product: sorting nexin 4
Exons: 14
Coding region: 39-1400 (453 amino acids)
Biological process (GO): protein transport
Molecular function (GO): phosphatidylinositol binding
Source: RefSeq, a predicted model, not a curated record
GGCUGCGCAGGCGCACUGGGCGAGCUGAGCCCGUCGCCAUGGAGCGGGGAGCACCCGAGCUGCCGCCGGGGCUUCUGGCCGAGCCCCUGGGGGGUCCGGACCCCGACCCAGUGGCAGCCGGGGAUGAGGAAACGGCCAAGGUUGGAAGCAGGGCCGAGGGCCGGCUCUCUGGCUCCGGGGACGGCACGAUGACAGAAGGUAGUUUUUGGUCAAAGAAAAUUGAAAUUACUGUUUCAGAAGCAGAAAAAAGGACUGGAAGAAAUGCCAUGAACAUGCAAGAAACUUACACAGCUUACCUCAUUGAGACACGAUCAGUUGAACCGAGUGAUGGCCAGAGUGUUCUUACAGACUCUCUUUGGAGACGGUAUAGCGAAUUUGAAUUAUUGAGAAACUAUUUGCUAGUUUACUAUCCACAUAUUGUUGUCCCACCUUUGCCUGAAAAGAGGGCAGAAUUCGUUUGGCAUAAACUCUCUGCAGACAACAUGGAUCCUGAUUUUGUGGAAAGACGAAGAAUUGGUUUAGAAAACUUUCUUUUAAGACUGGCUUCACAUUCUGUCCUUUCUGAAGACAAAAUCUUCUAUUUGUUUUUAACACAGGAAAAUAACUGGAAGGAGACAGUGAAUGAAACAGGGUUCCAGCUAAAGGCAGACUCCAGGUUAAAAGCUCUUAAUGCAACAUUCAGAGUGAAAAACCCAGACAAGAGAUUUACUGAGCUAAAACACUACGGUGAUGAACUACAGUCUGUCAUCUCACACCUUCUUCGAGUCAGAGCUAGAGUGGCAGACCGACUCUAUGGUGUCUAUAAAGUUCAUGGAAAUUAUGGAAGAGUUUUCAGUGAAUGGAGUGCCAUAGAAAAAGAAAUGGGAGAUGGACUACAGAGUGCAGGACACCAUAUGGAUGUAUAUGCAGCUUCUAUUGAUGAUAUUUUAGAAGAAGAGGAGCAUUAUGCAGAUCAACUAAAGGAAUAUCUUUUCUAUGCAGAAGCAUUAAGAGCAGUUUGUAGGAAACAUGAAUUAAUGCAGUAUGAUUUGGAGAUGGCUGCUCAGGAUCUGGCAUCCAAAAAGCAGCAGUGUGAAGAACUUGCAACAGGGACUGUGAGGACAUUCUCUCUAAAAGGAAUGACUAGCAAGCUGUUUGGUCAAGAAACUCCAGAGCAAAGAGAAGCCAGAAUAAAGGUGCUAGAGGAACAAAUAAAUGAAGGAGAAGAACAACUGAAGUCUAAAAAUCUGGAAGGCAGAGAAUUUGUGAAAGCUGCUUGGGCAGAUAUUGAACGCUUCAAAGAGCAAAAGAAUCAUGAUUUAAAGGAGGCUCUCAUAAGCUAUGCAGUUAUGCAGAUUAGUAUGUGCAAAAAGGGAAUUCAAGUGUGGACCAAUGCUAAGGAAUGCUUCAGCAAGAUGUAAUCCUGGAGAAAUUAAUUCCUCUUCAAUCAAGUGCCCCAGAACAGAAGCACAAGUACAUAAUGGAGAUUUAAGUUGCUACCUGGUAUACACAAAAAUUUACAAUUUAAUCAUUUGAAUAAAUACAGUGUUCUUUAUGCUGAUUGUAGUUGUUAGAAUAGCACAAAAAGGAGAUGUUUUAAUGAAGAUUAACAUUGAAAUUAAGAACUUAUGGUGAUUCCCCCCAAAGUCAUUUGGUAUUGUUUGAGACGAUUCUGAACUAGUAAAAGUUCCAUUGUUAGGUCAUGUUUAUGUGUCCUUUUAGCCCAUGCUCCCUCUAUCAAUAUGUAAAAUGAUUUAGAGAGUUUUUACUAAAGAUUAUAUUCUUGAGGUUUACCCAGUAAAGAUGGCCAAGUGGAAACUCACCAGAGUGCUGUGGGGGUGAUUUUUACUUGCCUUAUAGUUGAGCUAUUUGCUUUGACAAAAGCUCAGCAGAAACUUAGUGUGAAAUCUAAGCUAUUCCACCCAUACCUCCUCAGCACCCCUGUGAGUAAUGUAUGCAUACACUAGAAAAUGCCUUCAACUUUGUGCUUCACCAGAAUUUUGAUAUUGGACAAAAAUUUUUAUACUGCCAACAAAGACAACUCUUUAAAUGAAUAGUGGAGUCCAUUGUCAUGAAUUAGUAGAAAGCCUUUUAACUGAUUAUGUUAAAUAUAAGAUAGAAGUUUCCAAAUCAUUUUUUCAAGCCUGAGUGAUGAGCCUAAAUUAACUUGGCUUGGCUCUUGACAUAUGGUGUUUCAGGGUACGAGAUGUAACAAUUCAAUGUAAAAGAUCUAUAUGUCAACAAUAUAUAUAGUAUCUUCAUUAUUAACAUCCUUCUUUUAUACUGCUUGGCUGUAAUUUUGUAAAGAAAAAUGAAUAAAUUAUAUUGAUUUUUUUGUUUGGUUUUCAUGAUACAGUAUGUUCAAAAGCCAGGCAUCUUUAUUUUUUGCUAGCUUUGCAGAAUCUUAAAUGUGAACUUGCUGUUUCUAAUUAUGUAAAUAACAAUAAUCCACUACUAUUUAGCAUUUGACUUUUUUUACAUGUUGAAAUGUUACAAAAUAUUGUGGAAAUUGCCAGACUUAAUAAAAGAAAGAAGCAUUGUGCUAAUUU